ACCUUUGAUUUACAACAAGAAACAAAGUGAUUUUAGAGGGAGCCAAAGUAUACAAUUGAGAGAGAAAGAAGGGAGAGAGUAAAACAAGAGAAUGUCUUGGCAAACUUACGUUGAGGAGCACCUAAUGUGCGACAUUGACGGGCAACACCUCUCGUCUGCGGCCAUCCUCGGCCAUGAUGGUAGCAUCUGGGCCCAAAGCUCUUCAUUCCCUCAGUUCAAGCCUGAGGAGAUCAGCGAUAUGAUGAAAGAUUUUGAUGAACCGGGGUCCCUUGCACCUACUGGCUUAUUUCUCGGAUCAACAAAAUAUAUGGUCAUCCAAGGAGAACCUGGAGCUGUUAUCCGUGGGAAGAAGGGAACGGGUGGAAUCACUGUUAAGAAGACAAAUCAGGCUUUGAUUAUCGGCAUCUAUGACGAACCCAUGACACCAGGACAAUGCAACCUGGUUGUGGAGAGGCUCGGGGACUUCCUCAUCGAGCAGGAAAUAACAGAUCGUAAGAGAGCGGAGUUGGGCUCUCUGAUUGUUCCUCCGAAGAUCAAGUCAGUAAUUUACUUGAGUGGAGAAGUAACUGAACUGUAA
Molecule: messenger RNA, 577 nt
Organism: Asparagus officinalis (garden asparagus)
Lineage: Eukaryota; Viridiplantae; Streptophyta; Magnoliopsida; Asparagales; Asparagaceae
Product: profilin-3
Exons: 4
Coding region: 92-577 (161 amino acids)
Cellular component (GO): cell cortex
Molecular function (GO): actin monomer binding
Source: RefSeq, a predicted model, not a curated record